AUGACUGAUGAUAAGAGUGAUUUGGCCAGACUUUCGCCAACUCCUGAACGUUGUGCUGCUUUGGCAAAAGAAUACACAUUGGAUAUUCCUCAUAUCCCGAGUUUAGAGCUUCCAUUAUGUGUCUCCGGCUCGCAAGAGAGCGUCACGAAGGCUAUUGCAAUGUGCGGUGGGCUGUCAAAGGUUAAAGAGAUAUUUAGUGAACAUGGGGAGAAUGUCGAUUCUCAGAGAGGAUUGGAGCUUUAUUUGAACGAAGGGCGGGAUGACGACGGGUGUGAGAGAUUCUUCAAUGAACAUCCAAUCAUAGGUAAGAAAGUGCCCUUCAGAGAUGAAUCAAUCAUCCUGAAGAUCGAAAUGCCAAAAGGCACGUUGGCUAAGCACGGUCAAAACAUUCAGAAGUCGCUCGAAUCGCUUAGAAGUCGAGACGUUAGAGUCACUCCGGUGGCAAUAGUGAAUAACACUAUCAAAUUCAGAGAAAUGUCGGACUUUCAGCUGAGGCUCGAUAAUGUCCCGUCUGCUGAAGAGUUCAAAACAAGCUUUGAUGCUCUCGAUUGGAGUAAGCUCAAAUCUUUUGUUGAAUCAGUGCCUGACCAGGACGCUCGGCCCUUUGAGAAUAUUAGCAGUUUGGUGAUAGAUCGCACCUCGAAGAUACCUGGUGGCGACUUUCAAUUGCCUCCUCCCCCUAGGCUAUCAAUGGUAAGUCUUCCGUACCAAUACAACUACAAGGCCAAUCCUUUUGCAACAAAGAAAUCAAAUGGUGUCUCUGAAGUGAAAGGAACGUACAUCAAGAACUAUCAGCAAUUUGUGCAUGACAUGAAUGAUAAUACAACGGUUCCUGAAAAGCCGCAUGCAUCUUUGCAGAAAGAUUAUGAAGCAGCAACAGCAACUGGAGUGUACCCUGGGACCAAGAAGGAAUCUGGCUUUUAUGAAUCUUUGGAAGAAUGUCUGAAAAUAUUGAAAGAGCUGUUUGCCAGAAGACCUAUAUGGGUUAAGAGGCACAUUGAUGGCAUUGUGAGAAAGGAAAUUCAUCAUACACUAAAGAUAGCACUUGCACUACUCUCCUUUAGAUUCACUAUGGGACCAUGGAGAAAUACCUACAUCAGAUUUGGUGUUGAUCCUCGAAGCUCUGCGCAGUACGCCAGAUACCAGACUGAAUAUUUCAAGAUAGAGAGGAGGUUACUGCGAUCACCAGCCCUCAGGAAGCAUAUACCAAGACCGCCGCCGUUAAUCUAUGAAUCGGACACGCCAGGCGACAUAGACAGUAGGUUCAAGUUCAACGGAAAGCAAAUUCCCUGGUAUUUGAUGCUGCAAGUGGAUUUGCUGGUAGAGGAGCCCAAUAUUGCCGAGGUCUACUCUAAAGUCGAUUUUCUGCCCGUCGCGAAUGAACUCACAGGUUGGUUUCCAGAGCUUGAUCUAGCCAAGAUAAGACGGAUUGUAAAGUAUGAGCUAGGGUGCAUGGUUCAAGGAAACUAUGAUUUCAACCAGUACAAGCUCAAAUACUUCAAAAACAUGGUAUAUGUCAAGGAAUCCAUGAUCAAAGAGCAAAGCACAGACCCCGAAGGUGAUGUGAAUAUGGAUGAAGAGGACAAUAUUGACAGCAGCAAACCGAUCGAUGAUGGGGUGCCAAAUCAAGAGGAAGACGAGGAUUAUGACAACGGCGUUGCCACUGGUGAAGCCGAUGAGGCAGCCUUGGAAGCAGAUGAAGCGGACGAGGACGACUACGUGCCUGUCACCGCCAUCAACGAUGGAGACGAUGCAGAAGACUUCGAAGAUGACCAAGCGUUUGAUGUCAGAAGCGCAUCCUUCCAGGAGAUUAUCGAGCGCAUCGCAAAGGUCAAUCCCAAUGUUGCGCAGCGACUGCAAAAGGAGCUUAAUGGCCUUGUCAACGAAGCUGAUCUCUAA
Torulaspora globosa is the source of this 1899-nucleotide messenger RNA. RefSeq names its product transcription factor TFIIIC subunit TFC1 (gene TFC1). The record is from RefSeq and is a predicted model, not a curated record. NCBI's taxonomy places the organism in Eukaryota, Fungi, Ascomycota, Saccharomycetes, Saccharomycetales, Saccharomycetaceae. The transcript has a single exon. Gene Ontology annotation, biological process: transcription initiation at RNA polymerase III promoter. The coding region runs from base 1 to 1899 and encodes 632 amino acids. Gene Ontology annotation, cellular component: transcription factor TFIIIC complex.